This is a messenger RNA of Nelumbo nucifera (sacred lotus), 1801 nucleotides long. RefSeq names its product Galactose oxidase/kelch repeat superfamily protein. The record is from RefSeq and is a predicted model, not a curated record. NCBI's taxonomy places the organism in Eukaryota, Viridiplantae, Streptophyta, Magnoliopsida, Proteales, Nelumbonaceae. Gene Ontology annotation, molecular function: protein binding.
CGUAUGAUGGCAAACCGAUAUCCACUAUCCAGUCACGGUCUGAUACACAGACGAGUUCACCGGACUCAGAGAAGAGGCAACGCCAAACAUGCAUUAUUGGGUUCGAGCCGAGUCUUCUGAUUUUGGUGGAACUCUCCCCCAGCCUCGAAGUGGCCACACUGCAGUCAACGUCGGGAAAUCGAAGGUCGUCGUGUUUGGUGGCCUCGUCGACAAGAGAUUUAUCAGCGAUCUCACGGUCUACGACACUGAUAACAAAUUAUGGUUCCAGCCAGAGUGCACUGGGAAUGGAUCUGAUGAACAGGUAGUGGGUCCAAGCCCACGGGCCUUUCAUGUUGCCGUUGCCAUUGACUGCCAUAUGUUCAUUUUUGGUGGGCGUUCUAGUGGAAAAAGGUUGGGCGAUUUUUGGGUCCUUGAUACCGAUAUCUGGCAAUGGACGGAGCUUACUGGUUUUGGUGACUUGCCUUCACCACGAGACUUUGCUGCUGCUUCAGCCAUUGGAAACCGUAAAAUUGUUAUGUAUGGUGGAUGGGAUGGUAAAAAGUGGUUGUCAGAUGUGUAUGUCUUGGACACAAUAUCACUUGAAUGGAUGGAAUGGUCAGUUUCUGGAUCACUGCCACCACCUCGAUGUGGUCAUACAGCAACUAUGGUUGAGAAACGAUUGCUUGUCUUUGGCGGCAGAGGAGGUGGUGGACCAAUCAUGGGUGACCUGUGGGCUCUGAAAGGUCUUAUUGAGGAAGACAAUGAAACACCAGGGUGGACCCAGCUGAAGCUUCCUGGCCAGUCGCCUUCUCCUCGUUGUGGCCAUACAAUAGCUUCAGGAGGACAUUAUCUCUUACUAUUUGGAGGGCAUGGAACUGGUGGUUGGCUGAGUCGCUAUGACAUCUAUCACAAUGACUGCAUUGUCUUAGAUAGAGUAUCAGUGCAGUGGAAGCGCUUACUUACCAGCAAUGAUCCACCUUCUGCUCGAGCAUACCAUUCUAUGACUAGUGUUGGUUCACGUUAUCUUUUAUUUGGCGGCUUUGAUGGGAAAUCCACAUUUGGUGACCUGUGGUGGUUGGUUCCAGAAGAUGAUCCAAUUGCAAGGCGAUUGCCAAAACCUCUUCCAAAAGAUCCUUUUGAAAGAAAGGAUGGAUUAGUGCGAAGCACUUCACUCCAAUCUGUAUUCAGGGAAAGCCAAAGAGAAUAUUCCCCAAUCACAGAAUUGCAAAAGAGAUUAGAAGUUUCUGUUUCGGUUUCGGCUCCUGAGGUUGGUAUUACAGAUGAAUUGGAUGACAAAGAGUUUCUUGAACAAUCAUCAAGGUUGUUCAGAGGACAAGAGUCCACUAGUGGACAGGUUACACACAUUCAGUCUGUACAGGCGCUUCGUGACCACUGGAAGAAGUCUUCUCCAAGGGCAAUACCACUGAGGGAGUUGGGGCCUUUGCUUCGAGAUUACCAACGUCUAAUAACCCGCUGCCAUUUGGGAAUUGGUGGAUCUGAGUCACUGUCAAUGGAGUCUAAUCCUUCUGCACAUUACCAGUUUUAUCAUAUUAAAACUGCUUCUCAGUUGCGCAUGGAUGAUAUUCCUAAGUUGCUGAUUGAGUACAAACAGCUUCUGUCAAAUUGAAGAAUCACCUGGGGUUACUCCUUUAAGAAAAUUAAUAUGUGAAGAAUGUAUGAGGACUUGUUUGAAUCAUUUGUUUCUUUAUCAUUGAACUGGUGAUAUGUAAUCAAGGUUUAAUCUCUUUUAUGUAUUGACCCUGUCUAUUAUUUUGCCCAUCUGAACAAAAGAACAGUAAAUGAAAUUUCUUUUAGCAGCUCU